Centropristis striata (black sea bass) is the source of this 2725-nucleotide messenger RNA. It is a transcript of the gene acss3, whose product is annotated as acyl-CoA synthetase short chain family member 3. The record is from RefSeq and is a predicted model, not a curated record. Lineage: Eukaryota; Metazoa; Chordata; Actinopteri; Perciformes; Serranidae. The transcript has 17 exons. Bases 1 to 2136 code for a protein of 711 amino acids.
AUGAGCCCGUUUUUAAAAAUUGCCGCAAUGCACUUCCAAAUCAAGCACUUGCUGCGCCUGAAUCACUGCGUCUCUGCGCAGCGCAAAAGGACACUCGAGAGGAAACUGUGGACUGUUUCUGCAGCGCAGCAGAAACAACGUGGCGUAACAAGAGGACCAGCUGGGUGGCCACUAGCAUCUGCAGACAUCAACAAGUAUGUCGCCCCGCAGUGCUGCAGGAACUAUGCAUCCGACUCCGCGUACAGCCGAGCCUUCGCCUCGGCGAGGGACAACCCAGAGACUUUCUGGGCUGAGAUGGGGCAGGAUAUUAACUGGUUUGAGCCGUGGAGUCAAACUUUGCACGUUGAGGAUCCAGUGUUUCCAAACUGGUUUGUUGGAGGGAAGUUAAACAUGUGCUACAACGCUGUGGACCGGCACGUAGAGAGUGGCCGCGGAGAUCAGCCCGCCAUCAUUUAUGACAGCCCUGUGACUGGAACUAAACAGAUCAUCACUUUCAGGGAACUUCAGGACCAGGUGUCCAGGUUAGCAGGAGUCCUGGUAAAGAACGGGGUCCAGAAAGGAGAUCUGGUAGUCAUCUACAUGCCCAUGGUGCCUCAGGCCAUGUUCACCAUGUUGGCCUGUGCACGGAUCGGCGCCCCGCACAGCCUCAUCUUUGGCGGCUUCGCUUCCAAAGAGCUUUCUGUCCGCAUCGAUCACGCCAAGCCCAAGCUGAUGGUUACGGCCUCGUUUGGCAUCGAGCCUGGCAGGAGAGUGGAGUACAUCCCUCUGGUGAAGAAGGCCUUGGAGCUGAGCUCUCACAGGCCCUCCAAAGUCCUCAUCUACAACAGGCCUAACAUGGAAACAGUCUCAAUGAGUCCAGAGUUGAGUCUGGACUGGGACGAAGAGAUGGCCACCGCUCGGCCGCACGACUGUGUUCCUGUUCCCUCCAACCACCCGCUCUACGUCCUCUAUACGUCAGGGACCACUGGGACACCGAAGGGUGUUGUGCGAGACACUGCAGGCUACGCUGUGAUGCUGAAAUGGACCAUGUCAAAUAUUUAUGGACUCAGUCCUGGAGAUGUGUGGUGGGCGGCGUCAGACCUGGGCUGGGUUGUCGGCCACUCAUAUAUCUGCUACGGUCCUCUGCUGCACGGCAACAGCACUGUUCUCUAUGAGGGGAAGCCCGUGGGGACUCCGGACCCGGGGGCGUUCUUCCGUGUCCUAUCUGAACACGGAGCCUCCUCCAUGUUCACGGCUCCCACUGCAAUAAGAGCCAUCCGCCAGCAGGACCCCCAAACUGCAAUUGGGAAAAAAUACCCACUGAGCAGGUUGCGCUCAUUGUUUCUGGCUGGGGAGCGCUGCGACGUGGAGACGCUGGAAUGGGCAAAGAGGAGCUUUGGGGUUCCUGUCCUGGAUCACUGGUGGCAGACCGAAACCGGCUCCCCCAUCACCUCCUCAUGCAUCGGUCUGGGGAACUCGCUCACGCCACCUGCAGGUCAAGCUGGCAAACCUGUCCCAGGUUACAAUGUCACGGUGAUCGAUGAUGACAUGCAGGAGGUGAAGCCAAGAACCCUGGGAAAUAUCGUGGUGAGGCUGCCGUUACCUCCUGGUGCUGCGUUGUCACUGUGGCAGAACCGCGACCUGUUCAAGGAGCUCUACUUCACCAAGUUCUCAGGUUACUAUGACACCAUGGAUGCAGGAUUUGUGGAUGAUGAGGGUUUUCUUUACAUCAUGUCCCGGUCUGAUGACGUCAUCAACGUGGCAGGCCACAGGCUGUCAGCUGGGGCAUUGGAGGAGUCAGUGCUGCAGCACCCUGCGGUGGGAGACUGUGCUGUGGUGGGACUAGAGGACAGUCUGAAGGGAGUUGUUCCCUUGGCCCUGUGUGUACUCAAGAAUGGUGUGAAGAAAAAUGAAGAGGAGAUUACAAAUGAGAUGGUGAGGCUGGUGAGAGACACCAUCGGACCAGUGGCUGCCUUCAGGAAAGUGCUUUUUGUUCGGGGAUUACCGAAGACGCGUUCUGGCAAGAUCCCUCGCUCGUCUUUAGCUAACCUGGUCAACGGCAAGCCCUACAAGAUAACUCCAACCAUCGAGGACCCAGACGUCUUUAAAGAAAUCGAGAGGCAGGUAGAAAAAGUGCUGAGACCUCGCAAAGCCUGAACUUACCUGUUGGAUAACAAAUCAGAGGUUGGACACAAUUUCGCAAAACCUCUCCUGCUGCAAGUUUUGUGCAAACCUGAACUCAAAGUUGAGUUAAAAUGUGUAAUUACUACAGUUACAGUCUGUCUGUAUGUAACCUGAAUGAUAAUGUGAAACUGUAAUGCCGAAGAAUGAAAUGAUACCCUUGAACCAUAAAACAUUUUUACCUAUUGAUAAAAAAAAUAAUGAUCCAAACUCAUUUACUGACAGUAGUUUCUUUUUUAUUGACAAUGAAAAUUUGCUUGCUCACCACUUAGUUUUGACCAAAGUACAAGAAGUAAUAAAUUAAAAAAAAUGGACACAAAAUAAAAUGAUUCAUUGUUCGUGCAAAUUGAAUGUAAAAACAAAUCAAAAGCGUAACACUCGUUUGAAUCGUCCAUCAGAAAUAACUCAAAGACAGAAAACAGGGCGUACGAUAGCUUACCCUGGAAACUCUGACGGAAACAAAGAGUUAACAGUUACACCAAUGUAAGUCACAGCAAGCAACAGGUUUGUCAUUAAAUGUCACCUCACUUCAACAUGGUCAUAUACACUCUACACACACUAUGAG